This is a messenger RNA of Cololabis saira (Pacific saury), 923 nucleotides long. RefSeq names its product secreted phosphoprotein 2 (gene spp2). The record is from RefSeq and is a predicted model, not a curated record. Gene Ontology annotation, cellular component: extracellular region. Gene Ontology annotation, biological process: bone remodeling. The coding region runs from base 53 to 655 and encodes 200 amino acids. The transcript is spliced from 6 exons. NCBI's taxonomy places the organism in Eukaryota, Metazoa, Chordata, Actinopteri, Beloniformes, Belonidae.
GAGGCGGUGCAUAGCUUUAUCAGGACCAAAGUUGAGUAUAUUUAGAGGGGAUAUGAAGGAUAAAGAUCUUUUUCGCUUGGAGUUAAACAAGAUGAAGACACACAUGCUUCUCCUGGUCUUGCUGCAGUGUCUGGUGUGCACAGGCAUCCCACUGUACAGCCCUGAACUCAAGUCCAUGGCAAACAGGGGUCUUGGUGCCGCCCUGACAGAGGUCAACUCUGCAUAUGCCGUUAGCCAUCUCUUCCGUGUGACCCAAGCCUCCAUCAAGAAGGUCAUACCCAGGGGCUUGGGCAUUGCUGACUUGCUGAUGGGAUUUGGCAUCAAAGAGACCGAAUGUGCACAGACGAGCAGAAACGACCCACAGACAUGCGCCUUCAGGCUUGGCUUCUUUGUGCCCACCUUUUCCUGCUCUGCUCGGGUGCAAGUGUCUGCCACUUUAACCCAGGUGAUGUCUCUCAGAUGUGGCCACGGUGGCAGCUCCUCCAGCUCAGAGUCAAGUGAGGAGAUGUUUUCAAGAGGACGUCUUCCAUUUGCACACAGAGCCCCACCUCCUCCUCCUCCUCGUCUUCCUCCUAUCUACUCGGGAAGCACCGUCCAGAGUCAGACGAUGGAACCUCGACCCAGAGAAGAAACCUUCAGCAACUUCCUGGAGUGAAAAUUCAGCUCAGUCUGGCUACAGUUUUAGGUGAUCAGAAGACAAAACUUGAAUUAAAAAUUUGGUUUUGACUCACAUUUCAUAGUAUUUUAUUUAAAUUUUAUUAGCAGGUUUAAUAAAAUGCCAUUUUUUUUCCUCAAUCACACAUUAAAAUGAAUGUACUUGUAGUGCAGAGUAUGACCACUAGAGGGAGUAUGACAACAUGAUUUCACACAAACGUAGCUCUAAUUUUUAUAAAUAAAAGGUGAUAAUGCUUGAAAUGAUUAAA